UAGUAUUUUCAGCUUGUCGGCGAUAGUAGACGUGUACUUUGACUGACGUCUCUUACUGAAGUAGUUAUUUCUGGUGAUAUUGUACAAUGGCAUCGUAUUAUGAUGAACAUGAUUGUGAACCAGACGAUUCUGGUGUUCACAGGAAUCUGGAUCUUCUCCAGUUCGCCAGAAUGUUGGUUGAAAAUAGUGACAUGCUGGACUUUGAUUUGGAUUUAGAUUUUGAUGGAUUUACUCUACCUGGUGAGAGGAGAGCACCGCCAGCGUCAAUAGCCGUUGUACAAGCUCUACCAUCUAUAGAAAUAUCUGCUAAACAAGUCCAGAUGGGUAAAAAGUGUCCAGUUUGUUUAUUAGAGUUUGAUAUUCAUGAAAAAGCCAAACAGUUGCCAUGUCAACACCAGUUUCAUUCAGGAUGUAUAUUGCCAUGGUUAAAAAAGACAAACUCUUGUCCAGUUUGUAGACAUGAACUAUUGACUGAUGACCCCGACUAUGAAGAAUAUCGCAAGCAAAAAGAAAAAUCAAAAGAAAAAGAAGCACGAGUGGAAUCCUUGCAUAAUUCUAUGUAUACGUGA
Messenger RNA from Saccoglossus kowalevskii, 569 nucleotides. Its product is annotated as E3 ubiquitin-protein ligase RNF181-like. Lineage: Eukaryota; Metazoa; Hemichordata; Enteropneusta; Harrimaniidae. Gene Ontology annotation, biological process: protein ubiquitination. Gene Ontology annotation, molecular function: ubiquitin protein ligase activity. Gene Ontology annotation, cellular component: cytoplasm. The record is from RefSeq and is a predicted model, not a curated record.